AUGAUCCACUGCGAUGUCAUUGACAUGCAGCUCUUUCUGACGAAAAGAGAUGGUGGUCAUGGUGCGUGGAUGACGGAAGAAGUGGUGCAGCAGGGCGUUACUGAAACUAAGGAGUUGCACCGGCUGAACACUAUAACAGCGCGACUGAGCUCGUGCGGUUUGUCGGAGCAGGACGUGCAAACUCAAAGUACGGCAAAUUCUCUUGUUCACGUCCUGGUGGUGGUUUCAAAGAGAUGCUGGCCACCUGUAGGCUGUGUCACUGUCGGCGUCACGCAAUACAUGAGAGUGAAUCCCCCACGAUUGGUUGCGUUUUGGAACGCGUUAAGAGCGACGUCUACCAAGAUCGUCGCUAACGAUGUGAUUGUGUUACCAGAAGGAACAAAUAAUUUUAUUUUUUCGAGGCGCACCUCUCGCGUAUACGUUCGUCAUUGCUAUUUGCAGCUAUGGAAAGCUUGCUCGGAUACCGUUAAUCGUGCAGCUACAACUAAACAUAACGUUGUGGUUAUCGGCAAUGAAGGAAUCGGCAAAACACAUUUCGGAUUCUUCGUCCUGUUGUGUCUUGCGCGCCGUGGAGCGACGGUGGUGUAUGAGAAGUACAGAGCCAGUGGGCGCUACCUAUUCUCUAAUGAUAUGGUGAUUGAUGGAUUGGGGUCGGAUUUUGAUGACGUUCUUGAGCAGCCGAAUACGUUUUACGUUGUGAAUGACGUCAAGCCAGCACAAUGUGAAGCGAAGACAAUUCUCAUCUCGUCGCCGUGCGGGUCUGUUUGGUAUGACUUUUACAAGAGAGAUUGCGCGAGGUUUUACAUGCCAGUUUGGACGAAGCAGGAGAUCUUCAACUGUCGUGAGCUGAUAUUAUCGGGCACGACGGAAGACACUGUGGAGGAACGCUAUCGUCGGUGGGGCGGCAAUGCACGCUAUGUCUUGUGCACCGUCAGGCUGCAAAGUUCACAGGAUUUUUUCGACAUGUCGAUAAAUGAUUUCAGCUUAAAUUCGUUAGUCGAGGCGAGUGACGAAUCGGGGGGAAUUGAAAAUUUGAUUUUUCUGCUGCUGCACUAUCGUGUCAACGACGACUUUUCCAAGGACGGAUUUGUCUUUGCGUCGGAUCACGUGUGCGAAAAGGUUUAUAAGAAGCUGCUUUGGCAAAAUAGGGGAGAUCUAAUGAAUAUUUUUGCUUCUUCUCGUCGUAGCAGUGGCGAUCAUGCGGUGCUCUAUGAAUCAUUGGAUGAUGCAUAG
Messenger RNA from Peronospora matthiolae, 1233 nucleotides. NCBI's taxonomy places the organism in Eukaryota, Oomycota, Peronosporomycetes, Peronosporales, Peronosporaceae. The record is from the annotation of a GenBank genome assembly.